AUGGUGGCUGGUCAAAAGUUUUAUGUACGUGGUGGAGGUCGGUGGCGUGAAAUUGAUACAUCUACAGGACGAAUAGCAGGUUGGGGCCCUGUACAAUUUGUAAGCGUUCGGCGCGGGAGACUGCAAUUGGCGCGGAAAAAUUUAGUUCUACGCGGUUUACGAGCCCUAGCAUGCGGUAGACCCACAUCUGUACAGGAUGGCCCCCAACUUUCAAUACAAAUAAGAUGUGACAAAACCCAAGGUAUCGAGAAAGCACAGCAAGAGCUCAGUGAGCCCAAGUCACAUAAUCAUCAACAUUGCUGCCAUCAUAAUAUCCAUUGUAAUCCGGAUGCUAUUUUUAACAGUAUAUUAAAGCCGAUAAAAAGCACAGUGGCUGUACAGUGUACUAUCAGUAGCCCAAGCAGUUUGAAUCAACCAAUAAAUACAAAUUAUAAUAAAGAAAACAAAGAAAGAGCAGCCAAACGCAAUAGAUUAAGUAGUGAUGAGAGUGAUGUAUCUAGCAACAGAGUUACUUGUAAAAAAAAAGAAACUAAUAACCAACUUAGUUCACUACCGCAAAAACAAUCUGAACGACCUGAAUGUAAAGAAUUAUUAAUUACCGAAGAAGAUAUCCUCUUGAUAAGAUCUUUUAUAGAGCAUGAUGAUGAAAAUCUUUUUGAUGUAGACUUAGAAAAAUUCGAUAGUGACGACUUUUAUAAAUGCUCAGUGUUUUAUAAGCUGAAUCCUUUAGUGACUGUAGAGAGGAGCAAGUUAAUUGCUGAUAUGUUACAAAGGAGAAAUUCAAUAACUUCAUCUGUGUCUCUCAGAGAUUUCAUAACGAACUUAGGCCUCCAAAGGGUUGAAGAAGCUAGUCAAGCUAGCAAUAAGUACAGAAUUCGUCGACGGAAACCCGUUCAAAACCAUUCAAGUGAUAGUGAUUUUGAUAAAGAAAAUAUAAAAAAAAGUGUUAUAUCAACAAAAUUAAAAAAACGUAGUGACUUAUUAGGAAAAAAAUACAAUGGAGUUGUAAGAAGAGAUCCUGUGACUGGAAAAUUUAGGUCGGCUAAAAAAUUAUUGAGGGAAAUGAGGUCAAAACAACAAGUGAAUGAAUCAGUGAAAACGAAUCAUUCACCUAAAGUGAAUGAUAGGGCAAAAGUAAAUGAGUCGCUUAAAGUGAAUGAGUCAGUUAAAGUGAAUGAUAAAGUAAAACUAAAUAAUUCAGUCAAAAUUAAUGAUAAAGCAAAUGUGAAUGACAAAGCAAAAGUGAAUGACAAAGCAAAAGUGAAUGACAAAAUAAAAAUGAAUGAUAAAGUAAAAGUGAAUGAUAAAGUAAAUGUGAAUGACAAAGCAAAAGUUAAUGAUAAAAUAAAAGUGAAUGAUAAAGUAAAAGUGAAUGAUAAAGUAAAUGUGAAUGACAAAGCAAAAGUGAAUGAUAAAAUAAAAUUAAAUGAUAAAGUAAAAGUGACUGAUAAAGUAAAAGUGAAUGGCAAAGUGAAAGUGAAUGAAGGUGUUAAAGGAAAAGAAACAGUAGAAAUAAGCGGUAGUGAGGAUAGAAAACGGUUGUACAACAGUGGGAAUGCGCCGAGGCGAGAGUAUAGCCAAGCGGAGGACGUGGCCUUAGUGCAAUGGGUGCUGGAGGAGGGAAGGGCUAAAUAUGUCAACGGUAACCAAAUAUGGCGGGAGUUGCAACUUGUACACCAUAAGAAAACUGGACGUUUUCGGUCAUGGCAUUCGCUUCGUAACCGCUAUCUUCGAUAUUUGCUGCCAACAUUGGGCAAUUUGGAGAUACCGGCGGAAGAAGCAGCGCGUUUGCGAGCCGCGGCCGCUGCUGGAAAUCUAAAGGAGCGGAAACAAACUCUUUUAGUUAAGGAGAAACGUGUCAUCAGCGCUUGGUCCCAACGACCCCGCCCACUCCCACGUGAGUCCCUCUCCCCUACCAAAAAUCAAUUAUCCCCAAACCCUUCCAAAUCUAGCCGUGACUCUACAACAAACCAAACAUCCUCAUCUCCCACCCCUUCUAAAUCUAGCAAUGAUAUAGAUUAUUCGUCGUAUUUAAAUCGAAGUCUGUCAAAAAAUCAAAAUACAGGAUCUCGAGGAGAUAAAGUUACAAGAACAUUACGAUCGAGUGCAGUCGGGACUCCCCCCACACGCACACACAAACGAGCGAACGACACCCACACACCAACUUAUUCAGAACUGACUAGAAGAUACGCUUUAAAACAUUCUACUCCUGAUUCUGAUACGUCCAAUUUUAGUAAUAUUAGCAAAGAUAAAACUAAUCGACAAACACGGUUAAGCAUGCGACGAAAAACUAAUGACCGAAAAGAAAAUGAUACUAGUGAUGAUUUUCAACAGCGAAAAAGUUCACGUAGUGACCCAAAAAAAUCUAAAAACGACACAAGUCUCAAUUCAAACCGACAAGCAAAACGUUUGCGUCCUAGUAAAAAUAGCGACACAACUGACCGACAUGACUCACAGACUGAUACAAGUGAUAUAAGUGAUACAGAACAACCGAUAAAAAAGCUCAGAUCAAGUCGUAUAAACACAUCUGACCGACGAGAUUCGAAGGCCGACAAAAGUGACCGACCACGAACUCGCCGACUCUAUAAUCCAAACGCUACU
Molecule: messenger RNA, 2601 nt
Organism: Brenthis ino (lesser marbled fritillary)
Lineage: Eukaryota; Metazoa; Arthropoda; Insecta; Lepidoptera; Nymphalidae
Source: the annotation of a GenBank genome assembly